GUGUGUGUGUGCGUGUGUUUGUGUGUGUGUGUGUGUGUGUGUGUGUGUGUGUGCGUGUGGGUGUGUGUACAUGUUGUGAGGCUCCCUACUCUACCGCAGGGAGCGCGGUUGAAUCAGCGAGCCUCCGCCUCCGUCUCCGUCGGAUCUCCUCUUCCUGCCGUCACACCCACACACUGCUCUGCUCGGUGUGGUGGGUUCACCCGGAGAGAGGAGAGAGGAGAGAGGAGGGAGGACCGACAGCAGAGUGCUGCAGUGAGAGCGCAGCGGGGGACUCGGGAGCAGAGAGAGAGAGAGAGAGAGAGAAAACACACACACACACAUACACACACACGCAUCAAGCAGUGUUAUUGCCGAACAACUUGUGUCUAUGGAGAGAUCUGCAGCGACGCCGCCGUAGCGACGCAGGCCGACAUGGAAGAGUAUCUGCGGAGCGUCCAGAGCAGACUCGGGGCAGAUGCAUUAGAGGAUCCCAUCCACGCUGUUUUAGGCGGACCGGAGCCAGAUGUUGACACUGUGGCCGCAACACUGUGCAUAGCACUACACCUCAGCCAGAAGGAAACGUCCGGUGGGGUGUGUGUGCCGGUGCUCUGGCGCCGGCGAUGUGACACUGUGUUGCCCGGGGAGACGGUGAGGUUUCUGAGGAGGGUGAAAAUUUGUGAGAGCUCGCUGCUGUGGAGAGAGGAUGUAGACCUCGUGAAGCUUCAUCACACCGGAAAACUCUCGCUCACACUGCUGAGAGAUGGACUACUGGAUAGCUAUGAGUACCACACUUUGGAGUCCAGCAUCCAGCGAGUGGUCCAUCACGACGGGCAGCAGGACGCAGGGGAUGAUGGGGCAUCGUCCGCGGUGACGACAGUCGCCGGGGAGAUUCUUCAAGAGGCAGCAGAGCACAUCGGAGCAGCGCUGGGGGAGACUCUCGGAGAGGCCUUGCGGCUGCAAAGUGAAGCUUUGUGGAUCAAACAUGGCCGCCGGUCAGCACAACUGGAGGAGCUCAUGAGAUCAUUGGAGCAAUGGUGUGAUGUCACUGCAGGUCAACAUGAUGAGGCAAAGCCACAAGACUUGGAGCAGCUGCUGACUCUGGACCUGAAGGAGUUUUCUGAUGGAGAGAUGACCAUAGCACUCACUUCAGUGACCACAUAUAAGGAGGACUGGCAUGGUUAUGUGGAUGGGCUGAAAUCAUUCAGCCAUCGUCAUGGCUACGAUGGUCUGGUGGUUCUCCUAUCCAUCAAUGAUACAGUUCAUCAUCCCCGCCAGCAGGUGGCAGUCUACUCAAACAACACAGAUCUCCUAAACCAGAUCUGCUGUGAGUUGGAGGAGUCUUCCAGCUGGUCUCUAUCUGGUGAACUGGAGGCCAGGGAGAGUCUCCAGGUCUACCACAUUCCUAUAAACACCUACUCAACUUCUGGUACUCCUCCUCUGCUGGUGGAAGAAAUAAAGGGCCUCCUCAAGGUCUUUGUUGACCGGCGGAGCUCUGUAUUAGCCUGCCACCCCAGCAGUAGGACCUCUUCAACAGAGGGAGUGGCAGGCAGUGUGGAGUUCUCCCAGGGAUCAUCUGGUAUCAAUGACAUGGAUGGCUCUGACAUAGAGAGGGCCGAGGGAGGCAGUGGAGAUGUGGUGCCAGUAGCAAGGGUGAUGGCAGAGGGUGAUGAAGACACAGGUGGUGUAGGAGUUGGUGCUGGUGGGGAGCUCGUGAGCCCUGACAGUGGAAUGACCACCAUCCGCAGCAGCCGCUCCUCAAAGGAGAGCUCAGUAUUCCUCAGUGAUGAAAGCCCAGUCGGUGAAGUUGUAGCAGGAGGAGGGCCGGCAGCUGGGCCUGGAGGAAUCUUCCUGAGAAACCCCUCUCCCCUAGGAUUGUUAUCCCUGUCCCCUCCUGUUCCACCUGAGAGGAAGAAGCCCCACUCUGGCAGAAAUAAGAGUGAAAACUUUGACCUGUUUAGUUUUGACCCACUACAUGGCGGUGACCAAUCUAUGCCAACAAGAGGGGAAUUGGCAAAUUCUGGGCUAAGAGGAAGUGAAGGAGAAAGAAGAGCAGCGAGCACUAGCUUAUCAGAAUUUGAAGAGCUGAGCUUGCUGGAUUUCUCUGCUCCCAAUUCAUUGGGUGGGCUUGACAGUAGAAAUUCUUCAAUUGACCACCAUGGCCAAAUCCAUGGGAAUGACAUGAUUGACACUGUGGUUCCUCCAACCCCAGUCAACAGCGUGGUAGGUAGCCGCCCACCCAGCAGUUGCGGGGUCAGGUUUUUUCCAGAAGAUGUAGUUGAAAGGAUCAAUGGCCUGCAGCACAAGGAUAGUGUGUCAUCGUCAUUGUCAGAGACCUGGGAUGAACUUGGCUUUGACACACAAGGAGCAUUAUCCUCAAGUGAUAAUAAUGCCUGGAAUAGGACCAGGGAAUCUGAGAGCCCGCAGAAUAUUGUGGAGGAAGUUAGAGAGAAAGAGUCAGUGGAUGAUAUGACAGACCGAGACAGCAGAGAGGAGAUCUUAAAGUCAGAGAAUGCCCACCGGAGGGGAAAGACCCUCGAACCCCAGCUUAGCGUGAUCACUGAUCAGACUGAAUCAUACGACACCUGGAACCAAGAUUCUGUACACAAGGAUCAAUGGAACCCAGCUUCUUUGGCUUAUCUGCAAUUGACACCACCAGAGGAGGAAGAAACUGGAAAAUGCAGGGCUGGUAUCACUGGACUGAAAGAAAAAACAUCUGCAUUGUUGCGAAAGAUAGCAAUCAUAAACACUUUAACACCAGACACAUCUAAAGAAGAGGACGAAGGGGUACAAGGGAAAAAAGAAGAAACACAGGUGGAGCUCCUAGACUUCUGGACGUAUUCAGCUCAGAAGGGAUUUCUCGAAUCAGAUAGCGGAACCACCACAUCUUACCCUGAAUCACUAGAUAUGUGGAAUAUGACAAUCCGCGAUGACAGUCUAUCACCUCUCACGACCCCUGACAACUUGUCUGGAAACUCAGGUUCUUUCAGUGGGGUGAACCCCAAUGUUGAAGCUGGCACGUCUGUAGAAAGUCCACCAGGAUUCCCUCAUGGUGGAAUGGUGAUGUGGAACACCACUAUACAGGAAGACAGCUCUUCCACAAUAACAAGCCCUGAAGGAGCUGAAAAUGGAAAGGACCUCAGUCACAUGGGAUCACUGGAUACCAGUGAUUCUCCCGAGACACCUGCAAGCAAACCAGUAGAAGAAGGAGAAGAUAUAGAGGAGGAGACACCUGAAGAAGUGCGGUGGAGUGGUUAUGAACACAAUGUGAAAAUAGUCAUAGAGGCAGCAGAAGGUAGAACAGAGGGUGAAGAAUCAGGUGACGAUGACAUACAGAGUUUUCAGAGCCAACAGUCUGUCUUGCAGAACGUGACAUCCGAACAUUCAGAAGAUGAGACUUCCUCCUACCAAGGCACUGACAUGUGGGACCUACCUGUCCCUGGCAUGGUCAGCUCUACUUCAGAAUAUGACAAUGUAGGAGCUGGCACUUGGAGCCUGACGUCCUCCCCUGAGACCUACGCCAGCCCCGUAGUAGACAUGAUACAACUAGAGGAGCAGUCUAGCCCUUUUGUAGCUGUGACGAAACCUUUUCAGAUAGAUGAGAGGCACAGUCAAUACCAGACAGCUGAUCCUCUGGGAAAGACUGAAUACAGAGCAGUGAUUUCAGACAAAGAACAGCCAACCAACCAGGUGUUUCUUUUUGAGGGAACUAGUGAGAUGGGUCACAUGAUCAGCAGCGGGGUAAGUUCAAUUGAGACUAAGUACGAUAUCAAAAGUGGAGAAGAAUCAGAGGAAGACAAUUGGGUAGAGCAACCCAGUGAUCAUUCCCCAUUUGUUCUGGUGGACAGCUCCCUUGUCACUCAGACCACUUCAGCCAAUUAUCAUUCAAGUCCAGGAGAAGCUGCUGAGACUCAAAUCCAAACUGACCAAUCAUUAUCCCCAAGCCUUGUUGAGUGGGACAGUCUUGUUUCCAAGAAACAUGAUCUGUCAUUCACAAUGGCCCAAAAUGAAUAUGGGCCUGCCGCUGAAAGCCAGGGUGGUCCUGACAAUGAGAGCAUUGGAAACGUGAUGGGUAAAACAACAGAAACCAUGUCUCUAAGCUCCAGCUCUGGGGGGGAUAGAGACACAAUGAAGUAUAGCCCCGACAGCCUUCACCCAGGUAGUCGAGACGAACUCAGGUCCAAUUCUGAUGGAGAUUCAUCAUCAGGCUUAGAAAUGGAUUACAUCGUUGUGUCUGGCACGGUAAAAGAAGAUGAGAGAGAGUGGCGUGAUAGGCCUAAACCGGUUGAUAGGCAAUCAAAAGGUACAAGAAAGUCCAUGGAGACGUUCAGCAUGCUAUCCUAUGCUGCCACAGUACUGCAAAUCCAGGCUCAAGCUGCAAAAAGAGAGCGGCAGGAGAACACAGAACAAAGUAGGCAAAACCAGAUGAUCAGAGGUACUGACAGUACACUUAGCAAUGUAACAGAGCAAAGUCAAGCUGUCUUAUGCACUGAUUACCAAGGAAGUCUUGAUAAUGUCACCGAUCAUCACAUGGUGCAAGAAAUGAUCAGUCCCAGCCAAUCAAGAAAUAACUCUGACGCUUUUCAUCAGUCCGAUUCAAGGCCAACAGGUGGCAGUCAAACACAGGUAGAAGAAGGAAACGAUAAAUCAAGCAUUGUGGCCAGAAGUGUGUCUCCAUCAUUAAGAUAUCCGUCAGAUCACUUCCUGAAAACCAGAGAGGAAGUUUAUGUCCAUUCACAGAUCUCAAUGGAAGACUCAGAUGAGGGUGGGCAGUCACCCUCUGCACCUCCACCAUGUCCUACUUCUUUGAGCGACUUUCAAGUCUGGGAGGGUCAGUUAGCGAGACAGGACGCACCGCAAAUCACGUCUGAACCACAAUCACCUGUAUUCACCAACAGUUCAGUCUCCCACACCAGCUCUUUGAUUGGCACCCCAAUAAGUGAAUCUGGUAUUUCUACUGACAGAGGACUUGGAUUACCAUUUUCUGGAGAUUUGAUGGAAGAGGAGAAUGAUGAGGAAGAGCAGGAGGAGGGAACUGAUAGAGAGCACACUACCCUGCCAAAAUGGACUUCAGAAGUAGAAAGUGAGAGGGAAGAAAGACAACAGUUAGGAUGUUCUGAUCUGCUAAGUUUCACUGAGGAGCUGGUUGGAGGUUCUUCAUUUCAACAAACAGAUUUACAAACACUCGAGCCACAUAGGGACAGAUUCCUACAGAAUACAGUGGAUUACUAUAAUGGACAACCUUCACAGACUGUUGAUCGUGAUAAAUGGUCGACUGAACAACAGAUUGGAAACCAUGAAUCUUCUCAAGAUAGCUAUUCACCUGUUUUAAGAAGACACCAAGAAGUGACAUCACAGCUUUCCUCCCAGCCAACCAACGAGAACGCUGCAUACCUGUGGACAGGAAGCGAGAAUGUAACUCAGGGUCAAACCCAAUAUGGCUACAACUACCACCACAUUGACCAAAGAACUGAAAACCAGAGCGCCCACCCAGCCUGUGUACAUGCUAAAUCCAACAGCCAACAAAACACCACAGAUGUCUAUGCUGAGUUUACAACUGAGGCCACAGCUGAACCGUACGGAUCUGAGCAGACUGAGAGCUAUUAUGAACCUGGAGGUAAUGCAGAGUACAGCUUGGAUGAUCAAGCUUCCAAGUUUCAAUAUAUAGCUGAAAGCCAGUAUGGAGAUGACUCCAUGUGCGCCCAGUAUCAAGCUGAUGACCAGAGUCAGUAUGAGUCAGACCACGCUCAUUACCAGUUUGACGGGCAGCCAAUCUACCAAUCACAUGUCCACCCUGAGAGGGAAGAUCAUGCGCAGUAUGUGCCGGAGGGAUAUGUUCACUUUCUCCUCUCAAGACACUCCCAACAGGGAGACGGUGCCACAGGGAUGAUGAUGAAGAUGGCCUCCAGUGAGGAGGCAGCUGAGGAGAUGGAUAACAGAGAAGAUCCACCCUCCUCUGCGGAUCUGUCAGGCGGGUCCAAUCAACGGAGAAAGUUGGCUGCUCCACCAAUGAAUGUGUCACUAGACCGCAGCGAGGGGUCUCUUCUCUCAGAAGACGCCCUGGACACAGAGGACGAGGCCUUGGACACUGGUGAUGACCUUGAUGUCAAUAUAGAUGAGCUGGACACGCCUGAUGAGGCCGACGAGUUCAACAGACACGGAGACUCAGAAGAGUCUGAUCUGGGUGCAGCAGCGGCAGCAUCAAGUGAUGCAGCGGCAGAACACAGCAGAGCAGCUGAGGAGAGCAGGGAGAACAGGCUGUGGAGGAGCGUGGUGAUUGGAGAGCAGGAGCAUCGCAUUGAUAUGAAGUGCAUUGAGCCAUACAAAAGAGUCAUUUCUCAUGGAGGUUAUUACGCUGAACAGAAUGCCAUCAUCGUGUUUGCAGCAUGCUUCCUACCAGACAGCGACUGUGACAAUUACAAUUAUGUAAUGGAAAACCUUUUUCUGUAUGUAAUAAGUACGUUGGAACUAAUGGUGGCAGAAGAUUACAUGAUUGUUUACCUGAAUGGCGCCACACCUCGCAGGAGGAUGCCCGGCUUUACCUGGAUGAAAAAGUGCUACCAAAUGAUAGACAGAAGACUGAAGAAAAACCUUAAGAUGUUCAUCAUUGUCCAUCCUUCCUGGUUCAUACGGACUUUGCUGGGAAUCACCAGACCCUUCAUAAGCUCCAAGUUCAGCAGCAAGAUCAAGUACGUAAACAGUCUGCAGGAGCUUGGAGAAAUCAUCCCAAUGGAGUAUGUCCACAUUCCACCCAGCAUUGUAAAGUAUGACGAGGAGAGGGGUAUACACAAAUUUGCAUGCAUGAGAGCCGACAGGAAGGGGAGCUCUUUUGUUUGACAGUUACAAGACGCCUGGCUGCUGCCUAUCUUCUCCCUGCACUAUGCUGUACUCCACCGCGGCAUAUCUGAAUAUAAGCCAGCCUGCAGCAUGAUGUGUGCGGCACAUAGUUGUUACACCAACAACUAGCAAUGGGUUAAAAAGGAAGAUGCUGUGGUGCAAAUCAUCAGGCAGUUCAUUGAGGAGGGUGCUGAACAUAAUACUGUAUUUACAGUGCAGAGACUGACACUGUGCUGAAGGGAAGAUGCUUUAUCCUGUAUUACUGUACAUUACACAGCACUUGAUUGUGUCCCCCCAUUCUGAAGCUUUUGUUUUCUUUGACUUAAUUUUUCAUUUUACUUUGAUUCUCAUGUAAUUCACAUUGGAGGAAUUACUAACUGGCUUUUUACAUUCAUGUAUUAAUCUAUACCCUGUCAGUAACCCAUGGUAAUAAUAAGUGUGGAUUCUCUGAUGACUCUUUCACCUAAUAACUAAACACAUAAGUUGCAAUACAGCCCAUCUGCUCACAAAUAAACACUUGUGUUUCGUUUAUUUGGGAUGUUACUGUGUUGUAGCUCUGUCAAUAGACUGUAAUGUUAAGGGAUACUCUAGUUCAGGUGUGUCAGACUCAGUCUCACUACGGGCCACACUAGGAAUUGAGAAUCACAAUAAGGGCCGGACAUAUGUAUAGUUUUUUGACAUGCUUUUUUUAAUCGAAACAAAAUAGAAAUACAAUGUCCUCUCACAAUUUACUCCAUAAAGCCCGAAAAAAAAGUCAACAAAGUUGCUUAGCAUUUAGUUGAGCAUGCAUUCUUAAUACAUUUUUACAAGUAGGCUACAGCCAACUCACAACAACCUGUUUCACAGCCCUGAAUAUGACAACUCAAUGGUUGUGUGGGGCAUUUAAUAAAAAAAUUAAAGUAAAAGAUCUUUGAUCAUGUAGUUUACAUGUCCCAAUCUGCCUAGCCUUCUGGCAUGGAAUCAGUUGCACAUAAAACCCUAAAGAUGUGCCAUUCUGUAGCUUGCAGACAGUAGAGGCACGCAUGUGUGUAUGGUGUAGCUACGGGGAACGCGCUGCUGUGCAGACAAUAGGUGAGCUAAACUUUAUUGAGAACCUAAAUUGAUAUGGGGGGUCAAAAUUUGCGAGGGGCCGGAUUUGGCCAGUGGGCCUUGAGUUUGACACAUGUGAGUUAGACUGUAAUUUUACGUAGUCAAAGUUUACAAAAUCCACACUCAAAGGUAUCUUUGUACUGUACAGGUCUGUUUUGUUUGUAAUGGCAUGAAACAGAAUGGCCAAGCCGGUUUUUGAGUAGUUUCUGAUGAUGUGAGGGACUCCUGUGGAUUUUUUUUUUAUGUCGACAGCUCACUCAACAGCUCAUACAAUCUUUAAAAGGCUACAAUUUGGCUGUUAACACUGUAUGUCACUGUGAAAGUACUUGCUACAUUAUUUAAUGGCGAGAGCGGAGAGCUCAGUGCACUGCAACAUGUGCAAAAAGACAAAACACGAGCAAAUUCAGAAUACAUGAAUUUAUCAACACAUGAGCAGCGAAAUGAGAAAAAACAAGUAAACACAAAUAUGCUGCAAACAUAGAAACAAGCUACAGAUUUCAGCAAAGUUUUCUGUAUUUGCUCGUGUUUUCUGUUUUUGCAGGGCGUUUCUGAAUCUGUAUGUUUUGUCUACAUGUGUUAUCUUAAGUUGCAGUGUGUUGAGCUCUCAGGGCCACCGUAGUUAUCAGUAGCUGUGUUGCAUGCUUUCAGUUGCUACAGUUUGAAAUUACUCUGAUAUCUGAUUACUCAGCCAAAAGCAGAAUUGUGUACCAAUGUAAUUUUAGUCCUGUUUGUCUUGGUUGUGUGUGUGUGUGUGUGUGUGUGUGUGCGUGUGUGUGUGUGUGUGUGUGUGUGUGUGUGUGUGUGUGUGUGAGAUUGUGAGAUUGUUGGAGUGAUGAAGAGUGAUGGUUAGAGUGGUACAGUAUAGAGAGGGCGUACUGUGCAGGUUGAGGUGUGUCUAUUUUAUUUGCUUUUUCUUAUAUUUGUAUGCAUUUAUUUGUGGCUUGCAUUUAUUGUAAAAUAUGUCAAAUGUUUUACUUCAAUAAAGAUGUGUACCUCCUCA
Molecule: messenger RNA, 8902 nt
Organism: Sebastes umbrosus (honeycomb rockfish)
Lineage: Eukaryota; Metazoa; Chordata; Actinopteri; Perciformes; Sebastidae
Product: protein prune homolog 2-like
Exons: 19
Coding region: 412-6813 (2133 amino acids)
Cellular component (GO): cytoplasm
Molecular function (GO): exopolyphosphatase activity
Source: RefSeq, a predicted model, not a curated record